This is a messenger RNA of Vicugna pacos (alpaca), 2313 nucleotides long. The record is from RefSeq and is a predicted model, not a curated record. NCBI's taxonomy places the organism in Eukaryota, Metazoa, Chordata, Mammalia, Artiodactyla, Camelidae.
UCUGGGGAACUAGUCACUCAGCUAGCAGCUCCUCCUUUCUUGCCUUAGUCUCCAGUCCUCCAGUGUUCACAGGUGAGCUCACCAACGGCCACUGCUCACAAUGGAGGCCAUCAAGAAAAAGAUGCAGAUGCUGAAGUUGGACAAGGAGAAUGCUCUGGAUCGGGCAGAGCAAGCUGAAGCUGAGCAGAAGCAGGCAGAAGAACGAAGUAAACAGCUGGAAGAUGAGCUGGCAGCCAUGCAGAAGAAGCUGAAGGGGACAGAAGAUGAGCUGGACAAGUAUUCUGAAGCUUUGAAGGAUGCCCAGGAGAAGCUGGAGCUGGCAGAGAAGAAAGCAGCCGAUGCUGAGGCUGAGGUGGCCUCCUUGAACCGUAGGAUCCAGCUGGUUGAAGAGGAGCUGGACCGCGCUCAAGAGCGCCUGGCCACUGCCCUGCAAAAGCUGGAGGAAGCCGAGAAAGCUGCUGAUGAGAGUGAGAGAGGUAUGAAGGUUAUUGAAAACCGAGCCUUAAAAGAUGAAGAAAAAAUGGAACUCCAGGAAAUCCAGCUCAAAGAAGCUAAGCACAUUGCAGAAGAGGCAGAUAGGAAGUAUGAAGAGGUGGCUCGUAAGCUGGUGAUUAUUGAGGGAGACUUGGAACGCACAGAGGAACGAGCUGAGCUGGCAGAGUCCCGUUGCCGAGAGAUGGAUGAGCAGAUCAGACUGAUGGACCAGAACCUGAAGUGUCUGAGUGCUGCUGAAGAAAAGUACUCUCAAAAAGAAGAUAAAUAUGAGGAAGAGAUAAAGAUUCUUACUGAUAAACUCAAGGAGGCAGAGACCCGUGCUGAGUUUGCUGAGAGAUCAGUAGCCAAGCUGGAAAAGACAAUUGAUGAUUUGGAAGAUGAGCUCUAUGCCCAGAAACUGAAGUACAAGGCCAUUAGCGAGGAGCUGGACCACGCCCUCAAUGACAUGACCUCUAUAUAAGCUGAAAUGCACCAAAGAGGAGCACCUCUGUACACAAAGGAUGCUGGACCAGACUCUGCUUGACCUGAAUGAGAUGUAGAGCACCCCAGUCCCGCCCUGCUGCUGCUCCUCCCUCUGACCCUGACUCCGCCUGAGGCCAGCCUGCCCGAAGCUGACCUUUAAACUGAGGGCUGAUCUUUAACUGGAAGGCUGCUUUCUCCUUUCGCCACCUUUCCCACCCCUACCCCUGUGUCCUUUUCACCAAACUGUCUCUGCCUCUCCCCAGAGAUUCCAGUUGGGCUAGAGGCUGAGCACCUUUGGGAACAACAUUUAAGGGAAUGUGAGCACAAUGUAAAGUGUCUUUAAAAGCAUGUUGUGAUGUACACAUUUUGUAAUUACCUUUUUUGUUGUUGUUGAUAUAGUAACCGUUUGUAAAACAUUCCAGAUAAUUCCCCGUUCUGAAGCAGCAGUCUAAUCCCUUUCUCACUUUUGAAAGGUAACAUCUCAGCUUAAUGCAUCUUGCCCUCUCCAUAGAGGAGGGAAAAAAGGUAUGGGCUUGCCUUACUGAGAGCUAAACAGCCCAGAGAAAGAUUCCAUUACAGGAAACCUCAUUGCUCUGUAAAAAGUACCCACCAAACCAGAAAGGUGAUUCCAGGAGGAGCUAGCCAGAAAAAAAAAAAAAAAGGGCUGUUCAGGUUUUCAGCUUUACGGUAUCUUUGGGCAACUUUAUUUUUAUUUUUUUCAUCAGAAGUGACCAAACAAGAUAGUGAGACCUCUGUCUGAGACCAAAUCCUUGUCCCAUCUCUACCCUGUUCCCAGCUGCUCACAGGAUCAUCUGCCCCUUAUGUUGAGGUGACCACUUACUUGCUAUUCUGCCUCCUUGAAAGACAAAACAGAAAAUCAGUUUUGCCACUAAUUUAGCCAUAUGAAACAUCUCAUCACCCUUUCCUGGGUCUGAAGCUGCUGUCUCUAAAAGUGCCAUCUCAUUGUGCUUUGUAUCAGUUAGUGCUGGAGAAAUCUUGAAUAGCGUAUGUACAAAACUGUUUUUAAAUUUUAUAUUAUUUUGAAACUUUGCUUCUUUGGGGUUGGGGCACACCGGUCACCCUUUCUGGCUGUGAGAGCUCUCAACAGUCUGUGGACUGGCAGUGUGCUGAUCUUUUAAAGUUUCUUUCCCUACCCAAUCCCCCCUUUCUGGUGAGGUUUCAGUGAGGUCUGUUAGGUGUGCAUCCUGCAGCUUAAUUGGCUUAAAGUGUACUCUCCUUUGGUGUGGUCUCUUUGGGAGCCAAUUGGAAGAAAGAGAAACCAAUAGUGUAACUGUUUUGAUACUGAAAAUUGAUAAGUGUCUUUUUGAAAUAAAGAACCAGUCCCUCCAAUGCUGA